This is a messenger RNA of Myripristis murdjan (pinecone soldierfish), 3193 nucleotides long. RefSeq names its product discoidin, CUB and LCCL domain containing 2 (gene dcbld2). Gene Ontology annotation, biological process: wound healing. The coding region runs from base 283 to 2379 and encodes 698 amino acids. The transcript is spliced from 15 exons. NCBI's taxonomy places the organism in Eukaryota, Metazoa, Chordata, Actinopteri, Holocentriformes, Holocentridae. Gene Ontology annotation, cellular component: plasma membrane. Gene Ontology annotation, molecular function: signaling receptor activity. The record is from RefSeq and is a predicted model, not a curated record.
GAGGAGCGGAAGUGGAGGAAGUCGUUCCACAGAUUGGAUGUGUAUGUGUGCGAGUGUGUGAGUGCGUGUGUGUAUGUGUGUAGCUACAGUUGCCUCGAUAGUGAGAGCGCAGCUAAACCACGGGAUUGUUAAACGAGGAGAGGGAGAGAGAGACGCCGAGGAAGUCCCGUACACAGACUACUGUUUUUCCCGAGGAGUCGAGGCUGUUUUAUUUCUCGGUACAGGUUCCAGCGGUGCGGCCGGCCCCGAAGCGAGCAUUAUGCAUUCAGACUGCAGGCUGCUAUGGGCAGAGCGGUAAUGGUGGGCAGGGGACCGACAGGGGCCGGGGUUCUCGUCCUGUCGAUUCUCAUCAUCCUCACCACGGGAAGCAGUCGAGCUCAGAAAGGUGAUGGCUGUGGCCCCAGUGUGCUCGGCCCCAGCAGUGGGACUCUGUCCUCUCUGGGUUACCCGGGCACGUACCCCAACCACACAGUGUGUGAGUGGGAGAUCAGCGUGCCUCAGGGCAGCAGGGUCCUCUUCCGCUUCGCCGAGCUGGACAUAGAGGACAGCAACUGCCAGGUCAACUACCUCCGCCUCUACAACGGCAUCGGACCCCAGCGGAGCGAGAUCGUGAAGUACUGUGGUUUGGGUCUGAAGGUUACAGAGCCCGUCGAGUCCACUGGGAACCAGGUCACCGUCCAGUUCAUGAGUGGAACCCACCAUACCGGCCGUGGAUUCUACCUGUCCUACUCCACCACGGAGAACCCAGAUCUCAUCACCUGCCUGGAUAAAGGAACUGAUUUCGCCGAGGCAGAGUUCAGUAAAUAUUGUCCAGCGGGAUGUCUGACAUCUGCUGAGGAGAUUUCUGGAACCAUACCCAAUGGCUAUAGAGAAUCGUCUCCUCUGUGUGUGGCAGCCAUCCAUGCAGGUGUGGUGUCCAACGCGGUAGGAGGGAGGAUCAGUGUAGUCAGCAGCAAGGGCAUCCCUCACUAUGAAGGCACGCUGGCGAACAACGUCACUUCCACUGGAGGAACUUUGUCAAACAGCCUCUUCACCUUCAAGACCAAUGGUUGCUAUGGGACUCUAGGGCUGGAGUCCGGUGGUGUUUCAGACACUCAGCUCUCCGCUUCCUCUGUGUGGGAGUGGAACAACAUCAUAGGUCAUCACAAUGUGUGGGCGCCAUCAGGGGCACGGCUUAAAAAAGCUGGGCUGCCUUGGGCGUCAGCUCAGAACGACCAGCAGCAAUGGCUGCAGGUCGACCUGAAGAGGGAGAAGAAGAUCACAGGCAUCACCACCACUGGUUCUACCAUGAGGGAGUACCAGUUCUAUGUGUCAGCGUAUCGGGUCCUCUACAGUAACGACGGACAGGACUGGUAUACUUACCGGGAGGUAGAGUCUACACAAGAAAAGAUUUUCCAAGGCAACACCAACACCCUGCAUGAGGUGAGGAAUAAUUUCAUCCCUCCGAUCGAAGCCCGGUUUGUGAGGAUAAAUCCCAUCCGAUGGCACCAGAGAAUCGCUCUCAAGUUGGAGCUGCUUGGCUGCCAAGUUCACGCAGCGCGGCCAAGAACAUUCCAACCCCCGCAUCCCCCUCGGCCUCCCCCACCUCCUGUGGUCACACACACCACACCUCAAUAUGGCCGCACCACACACACACCUGACAUCAGGAACACCACUAUGCCCCCCCACACUAGCAAAGAUGUGGCGCUAGCAGCUGUGCUGGUUCCAGUGUCGGUCAUGGUCCUGACUGCUCUCAUCCUGACGGUGGUCUGCACCUGGCACUGGAGGAGCAGGAAGAAGAGCUCCGAGGGAACAUAUGACCUCCCGCACUGGGAUCGCACAGAUUGGUGGAAGAGCAUGAAGCUGCUGUUGCCAUCGAAGGUGGUGGAGACGGAGGACUCGGUUCGGUACAGCAGCAGCGAGGUGGGCCGGCUAAGAGGGCGAGUCACUGCGCCGGGACUACAUGCUGAACCUGCAGAAUAUGCCCAGCCCCUGGUGAGUGGUGUGGUGACAACACUAGGUCCAAGGUCAACCUUUAAACCGGAGGAGGGACCUGACCCAGGAUACACGGAUCCCGACCUGUACGACGCCCCCAUCUCACCAGACAUAUACCACGCGUAUGCCGAGCCGCUGCCAGCCUCUGGAGCCGAAUACGCCACGCCCAUCGUGAUUGACAUGGCUUGCCACCUAUCAGGAGGCUCCUCCAUGAACCAGCCAACAACUGUAUCUAGUUUCAAGGGUAGUGGGCCCGCUUCCCUGCUCACACGGACAGACAACGGCCAGUUGGGGAGGUCGGCCUAUGAUACACCCAAGAGUGCCACUGGACAGGCCACAUCCACCGAGGAGCUAACGUAUCAGGUGCCUCAGAGUAGCGCUCAGAAGCCAACAGGACAGGGCUGAAAGAGCAAAGGGUUUGGAUGCACAAGGUCCUCAUCCACUCCUCCCAACCCAAAGGACAAAGACAGAGAGGGUUGCUAAACGAGGAGUCGUGCGCACUCGUGAGCCCUCGACCCUGGGCGCGAGUCUUGAAAGAACACUACCUUAGCUUUAGUUUCAUCUGGAGAUGUCUGUACGCCUACCUGUUUCUGCAUGGCCACAAUGUGCUUGUGUAGUGCCAUAACAGUCCUAUCACUGAAACCACAAAGAUGAAUGUGUAUGUGUCAGAUGUGAGACGUGGAAAUGGAGUGACGGAGGGGAAGAAAGAGCUGACUACUAUUUGGUAAGAAAGACUUGGUCCCCUUUCUGUGAGUAGUAGUUUCUGUAUUUUGUGAAACUGUGAUUGCCAUUUAUUCAUUUUUUUUUUUUUUUUUUUUUUUUUUUUUUAAAUCUGUUACAUAUUGAACCGGAUCCAUCCAAAUUCUGAUAUUCAUCAAAUCUGAGGGUUGUCUAACUGCAGAAUCAGUCAGUGGUGCCUAAUUACCCCAAAUCCCAUAUAAAACCAUCACAGAGGGCUCCCUCAUGAGUGUCAAUGUCAUUCAAGCGGUACGGUAUGCCUUUUUUUAUUUUUGACAUAUGACUUAAAAUUUUGUGUAUUUCUAGUAAUUCUAUCACUGCAAACCUGUGUUUAAAAUUACUUCUCGAAUGAUUUACUGAUAUUUAUUUUAUUUUUGUUUGACAUCCUGCUGAUAAGGAGCGACUCGUGUUUAAAAAAAAAAAAAAAAAAAAAAAAAAGACGAUGCUAAUCUGCCCACCACUACCCUCAUUGAUUACAAAA